Molecule: messenger RNA, 198 nt
Organism: Micromonas commoda
Lineage: Eukaryota; Viridiplantae; Chlorophyta; Mamiellophyceae; Mamiellales; Mamiellaceae
Exons: 1
Cellular component (GO): cytoplasm; nucleus
Molecular function (GO): protein binding
Source: RefSeq, a predicted model, not a curated record
AACGAGUUCGUCUCAGAUGUCACUCCUCUUCACGUAGCCGCUCAGAAAGGUCGCACGCCGGUUGUCAUUGAUCUCAUGAAGGCGGGCGCGGAUGUGAACGUCCCGAGUUCGGAUGGCGCUACGCCACUUUUGUGGGCCGCCAGCAACGGGCAUGAAGCUUGUGUGGCGUUGCUUAUCCAGGCCGGCGCCGACGUCAAC